This is a messenger RNA of Macrobrachium nipponense, 3182 nucleotides long. RefSeq names its product zinc finger FYVE domain-containing protein 1-like. Gene Ontology annotation, molecular function: phosphatidylinositol-3-phosphate binding; phosphatidylinositol-3,4,5-trisphosphate binding; 1-phosphatidylinositol binding. NCBI's taxonomy places the organism in Eukaryota, Metazoa, Arthropoda, Malacostraca, Decapoda, Palaemonidae. The record is from RefSeq and is a predicted model, not a curated record. Bases 407 to 2524 code for a protein of 705 amino acids. Gene Ontology annotation, biological process: lipid droplet formation. Gene Ontology annotation, cellular component: lipid droplet. The transcript is spliced from 18 exons.
GAAGCAGCAGCAGCAACAGACAGGUUGUUAUUUCCGCGACAAACUCUCAUUGGUCAGCAGUUAGUACAGUUGUUCUACAAUAUGAAGAAGUGAUCCAUUCGAUGGCGUUAUGCAGAAGUAAGAGUGGAAAGUGUUGCGAGUGUGUUUUACUCAAGUGAUAAAAAACCAGGCCAAGAAACUGGUGGUUACUAAGCGUGAAAAUGGUGAUGUUUUGGGCAUAAUCCUUAGUACCCCAAGAUAAAAGGUUUGGUGGAUGGUAGGACUGACCGACAGAGGGAUUCUUUAUGCUCUACGCUACCAGAAAAGGACUUGGACAGCUCCUCAGUAAAAGGAAGGCCUCCUUUUGUGUUACUGGAACAGGCAUCUGAGGUGAGGCAGCUAAAAGUGUUGAAUAAUUUUGGUGAAGAUGGACUCAAAGUCAAAAAGCAGCAGUGGUCCAGGGGUUGCACGGAACAUUGGAAUAGAAACAUCCAGAGGUGUAUCAAGAAUUCCAGCAAGCCUCUCAGUUCCUUCAGCAACUUCUAUUAGCAAUUCAGCAAUUAUGAAUUCCCUCGCUUCAAUUGCUUCGGAAGGCCAUUAUGAUCAUUCUCUGAAUUCACUGACUUCAUUCCAGAGUAAUGUCAACCCUGAAAUCCUUGAAAAUGAGAUGAAAAGUGUUGAUUUAGGACCUGUAAACAAGGAAUGCUUUAAGCUUAUAAAUGAACAAGAAGAACUGCAGGUAAAAGAUGCAAAUGACUUGCUGAAGAAAAUGGGUGUCCCACGGCAGUCAAAUCUUCAUGUAAAGGUGGUGUCUGUAUUCGGUAACACUGGUGAAGGAAAGUCCUACACUCUGAACCAAGUCUUCUUCCGAGGAGCAGAAAUUUUCAAAACCAGUUCAAAUCAGACAUCUUGCACCCUAGGAGUUUGGGGUGCCUAUGAUAGUUCAAGCAAAGCACUUGUCCUUGACACAGAAGGAAUGCUUGGCAUCAGUAACAUCUCCAAGCAGCGGAAACGUCUUCUUCUCAAAGUGCUGGCCAUAUCAGAUGUGAUAAUUUAUCGAACCCGAGCUGAAAGGCUUAACACAGACAUGUACAAAUUUCUAGCAGAAGCAUCACGUGCCUAUACAAAAUAUUUCCGGAGUGAUCUAGAGAAAGUAGCAAAGAAAGCAGAGUGUGAUUGUAUUUUUGGGCCACCUGUCUAUAUCUUUCAUGACACAAGACAUACAGAUGUUCUGAAAACAGAUAAAGGUCAGACUCCUGAAGAGCAGCUCAAGGAAAACUUUGUGAAGUUGAACUUCAAGAUUGAUGCAUUUAACAGCUUGCAUUAUAUUGGGGAAAACUUCAAUGGUAGUGAAACAAAUUUCAAGAGGCUGAAAGAAGCUAUUUUUGAAGAGUUGCGCAACAAUGGUGUUCGGUCACCAAGGCAGCCUAAGAUUAUUCUUGACAUGUUGGAGGCAAUAAAUAAGAAGUUUAGUGGGAAAAUCCACAGUAGUGAGCCAGCUUUUCCUGAUGAGUACUUCACUUGCACAAGCAUAUGCACAGCAUGCCAAGCUCGAUGCUGUCUUUUCAUGAAUCAUGCAUUCCAUGAUGAAGGACCGAAAGAACAUCAAGCAGAACGAUCAUGUAAAUAUCACCAUAAUUUUGAAAAUAAGAUCUAUAUUUGUAAGCGAUGUAGCAGUGAGGGUGAACAUAGAAUAGUAGUCCCAAAAACCUCUUCAUCUAAAGACAACACUUGGCUUGGACUGGCCAAAUAUGCUUGGUCAGGGUAUGUUUUAGAAUGCGAAAAGUGUGGGAUUCUGUAUCGGAGUCGUCAGUACUGGUAUGGAAAUGAAUCUCCUGAUAGAAGUGUUGUUAAAGAGGAGUAUCAGCAUGUAUGGCCUGGGAGUGUUGUGAGCAAUGCAGCUCAUGCUGGUAGACAGGUAUUGGAAGGAGUUGCUGCCUUGGGUAAUGCACUCUCAACCAUUUCUGCCCCACCAGCAAAGGUAGUUUCAUCUUGGCUAACAGAUCAAGUCAACCCUGUAUAUUGGAGGCCAAACCAUCUUUGUACGAACUGUAAGUUGUGUAAUGAGCCUUUAGAGACGAUACAUCACUGCCGCAAAUGUGGUGAAGGCUUUUGUGAUGGCUGCUCUGAUGCCACUAUGCCAGUUCCAGAGAUGGGAUGGGGAGAAGAACCAGUAAGAGUAUGUAGGACCUGCUAUCGGGAUAAACAAGUUAAUGAAGGCAGUGAUGAUGGAUGUAACUACAGUGGUGAUGAACGAACUGUUAGAGUUCGACAGGUUAGUGAAGUGAUAUCAGGAACAUUGGCAUCUGUGGCUAAAUACCCAAUAGAUUUUUUAAAGGACAGUACUAGGCCAACUUACUGGGUGCCAGAUGAACUUAUCACAAAUUGCUCCGUAUGUAACAUGGAAUUUGGACCUAGACUGACUUUGCAUCAUUGCCGGGCAUGUGGAAAGGGUGUUUGCGACAAGUGUUCUCCUUCUUCAAGACCUGUGAGGGAAAGGGGAUGGGACCAUCCUGUUAGGGUUUGCAAUAACUGUCUUAAGUAGCCUUGGGUUUCUGUUUUAAAGUAUAAUGUUUUUAACCAGAAAUAAGAUUUGGUGGCACAACAAUUUUGCACCUUGAUUUUUAUAUAUCUCAGGAAAGAAAACUUUUUGGAAAUACAGUUUCUCUUUUAAUCCUGGUGGGAUGUCCUUUCUUAAUGCUCAUUUGUUGCAUUUUAGUUGGAGACAAAACCAAUAUUAUAGUUUUGAAGGAUGCAUAUUAUUGGUAAUGUUUUUGCACAGAUUGCAUCAAAAUUUUAUAUACAUCAGUGCAUUUAUAGAGAAUUACACAAAUAUGAUAGGAAGUAAACUAAAAGAAGCAAAAUAUUACACAUGCCCAAUCCAUUCAAGGUUCAGAUAUUCUGGUAAAGAGACCAUUUAACUGUAUUACCUCUAUGGAAAUGUGUACUGUACUGUGAUGAAAUAAAUAUGUAAUGAUAGGAAUAGUUAUAACUGUACCUAGUAUAGUUUCAGCUGCAAUUCAAGAUUUGAGGAUGAAGUCCAUGUUCAGAUUGUCAAUGCUAUAGAUGUUGACAGGAUUUUUUACACAUUCAAUUGUAUAUUGUUUAAAGUUAUGAUUAUUAGUUUUUUUAAAAGUUGUUUCAUAUGGUAAAAAUAAAGAUUUUAUGAUUAUAUGGAAUACAUUAAACCCAGUUUAUUCAUA